Molecule: messenger RNA, 635 nt
Organism: Onychomys torridus (southern grasshopper mouse)
Lineage: Eukaryota; Metazoa; Chordata; Mammalia; Rodentia; Cricetidae
Product: STAM-binding protein-like
Exons: 4
Coding region: 123-635 (170 amino acids)
Biological process (GO): protein K63-linked deubiquitination
Cellular component (GO): cleavage furrow; endosome
Molecular function (GO): metallopeptidase activity; K63-linked deubiquitinase activity; protein binding
Source: RefSeq, a predicted model, not a curated record
AGUCCCCAAACUUUCCUAAAUUGAGCACCCUUCUGAAUAGAUUUGCGCGUGGUGGAAAGGUGGGCCCCAACCUGAUAGCAGCAAUAACAAAUGCUGAAGAACAAUCAGGAGGUAGUACACCUAUGAAAAAAGUGGUGUGGGGCCCACAGGAAUCCACUGACGAGAUAACACCCAGCACUUCAUCAUAUGCUCAUUGUUGGGAGACAAAAAUUGUUGAAAUCCCAGUUCCAAACUCCAAAGGCCUCCGCCCUGUGGUCCUUCCACAGGAUUUGUGGGAUCAGUUCCUGCAUUCUGCAAAGAACAAUACCCAAAAAGGAAUAGAAACAUGUGGAGUCCUAUGUGGCAUACUGGUAAAGGAGGAAUAUCACAUUACGCAUCUAAUAAUACCAUUGCAAACAGGAGAGACAGAUUACUGUCAUGCCGAGCAUGAAGAGGAAAUACUUUUUCUUCAAGAGGAGCUGGGGCUUCUCACCUUAGGUUGGAUUCAUGAGAAAAUACAGGGCAUUGUGGGCUUAGUGAAAAGAGGAGUCCCACUUGAGGGACUUAUAAUGACCUACAAAAAGCCCAAGGAGAGUUCCAUGGGGAAGGAGUCCUGCAUCAUGAAGAGUAAAGAAAAGUUCCAAGUAUCUAAAUGA